Molecule: messenger RNA, 5235 nt
Organism: Petromyzon marinus (sea lamprey)
Lineage: Eukaryota; Metazoa; Chordata; Hyperoartia; Petromyzontiformes; Petromyzontidae
Product: mesoderm posterior protein 1-like
Biological process (GO): mesoderm formation; regulation of transcription by RNA polymerase II
Cellular component (GO): nucleus
Molecular function (GO): DNA-binding transcription factor activity, RNA polymerase II-specific; protein dimerization activity; RNA polymerase II cis-regulatory region sequence-specific DNA binding
Source: RefSeq, a predicted model, not a curated record
CUCUGACAACACACAAUGGCUUACUUUUUAUAAAGAGGACCUCAAGACUGUAAAUGAUGACCACAUUACCCUGCAAAGGGCAGCAGCAUUCUUUCUGGUGCCAUGGCUCAUUCUGAACCGAGGCCAGAAUUGCCUUUGUAAACCUACAAAAUGUUUAAGGUGACUGCAGUCAUUUCAAAAUUCCAUUGGAUACCCACUGUUCAGCAUAAAAACCCCAUCAACAGCCUUUAUAAAAAAGGAAGAAAAAAAUCUAAUAAUUUAGCAUUGUAAAUAACCCCACGUUUGCAAUUGAAAGUUCCCAAUAGAUAGAAGGUAGUGGGAGAGCGUGAAACUUAAAACAUCACUUAGUAUGGUGUGCAAACUUUAGGUGUCAGACACCAGUGCCAUGGGGAAGUGGGCUUGUUUGAAGUGGACCCUGACAGUCACGCCAUGCUGGUGGUGACAGACGGGGCAGCAACAGACACAGCAUGCUAGGCACCGGCCUGCUUGGGAAAACCUACGGUACAGCACAAACCGGUGCCAUGACCUGUGUGUUAUGUGGUAAUGAACACGCGUCUGUCAGGCUUAAACGGAACUUGGGUGGAUGCUCACCACAGGAAAAAGUUAAUAUCAACAAAUUGUAAACCCGUUGGUGACUGCUGUUGUCACUGUAAACGCUUCACUUAAUGAAGUCAGAGUGAUGGAAUAUUCGUGAAGCUUGGCGUCCAUUUAUUACUCCAGUAUAAUUCGAAGAGACGUGUGUUAGAUAAAGGAGAAUUAGAUAUUGUAUGAGGAAUUGUACAUCUGUCUUACUCAUGCAAUUGCAAUUUGAGAUAUAGAGCUGGCACGCAGGGAAGAGGGAACAUUGUGCUUCUUGUAUGCGUGCUUGCAUGUGUUACACGGUAGAUUACUGCAAACCGUACAAGUUUGGGCUAUAAUGAGCCACCGACGAUAAACGCUUAAAUUAACAUUCUGUAUGCACAGAGAUCAACAUUGCCAGGGCAAUUGUCUAUGCAUAUUUUUAUAACCAGUUAUAUUGUUAUAAUUAAGAUGUUACGUGUUAUGAUCUAACGAGUCUCUUAUAAUUUGCAGUCACUAAACCUGCUUAAGUAAAUUUCACUGUGGGUGUAUUUAUUUUGUCCUUCACAUUGCAGCUUCGAUUGAACUUUGGUGUCUCAGACAUCUGCUAAGUGGCAAUUUCACACCAUGCAGAGAAGUGGCUUUGAUGUGCUGCAGCAGGGCAUGCUGGGAAGUCCCCCUCACUCACCCUCCCAAUCCUUCACCAGCCCUCAAACUCAACUGCAUAUAAACGUGGACUACAGCGCAAGACUCAUCAGAGUGGUUCUGUCUUCAAUUUUGUCCAUUACCUUAUGUUCCUGCUAUCGGGUUGGCCCCAUUGUGAAUUCUAUUAAAGUAAAAAUUGUAAAGAAAAGCAAAUACCUGUUGUUAAGACUUAGGUCCACAUCAACAUAGAAAUUAUCACGGAAGCAUGGAGGCAAGCUGUGAGUUCCUGGACAUAAGGGAGGAUGCUUUUCAGACGGCAUGUCCACUUGCUCCGACCAGACGAGAAAACCAACCCAACCAGCGGGUGGGAGUAAGGCGGGCACGCAAGAACGAGCGCGAGAAGCUGCGGAUGCGCAAACUGACCCGGGCACUGCGGGCACUGCAGGGCAUCCUGCCCCCGCACCUGGCGGCCGUCGGUCGUCCACUCAGCAAAAUCCAGACGCUCCGACUCACCAUCCGCUACAUAGCGCAGCUAUCGCGCCUACUGCAGCACGGAACCGGGGAGGCCGCCGGAUCGCAGGAGGUCAAAGACGGCUUGGCGCAAAGCUGCUCCGAGCCUCCGUCCCUCCUGCACGACCGGUCUCCGGGCAGCAGUUGGAAGUGGGAAGAAGAUGUGGUUCACCCCGCAGUGGGGACAUUGGGACAGUGGCACGCUUCACAGACUCUGCUCGCCUCCCAGCCACUGCCUCUUGCAAAGUGGGUCUCGCAUGGAGCAGCGGCGGAGGAAGAGAGGGGUGUUGUAUGCAAACAGGAACCCUCGUGGAAUAGCUGUUCGCACGUGUACUGUGAUCCUGACCCACGGUGGGCAUCUGACAGCGAGGAGACAUGGUCGCACUCAUCCCCAAACAAGUCUGAAUCGCCACUCGAGCAAUACAGUCCCCGGUACGUCAAGGGCUGGGAAGGAACAACCAUGCAACCCUUCUCCAUGCUCCACGCAUAAAUCGACUGCACCUGAAGUAUUACAUACUUUAAAAAAAUAUAAUUUGUACAUUUUAAACUUCUAAAACGCUACAGUAUUUCUUUUAAAGCUUACAGUAUUUCCUGUAUCUAUCAACUGCUGGAAAAAGGCCUUCCCUCGUCGUGUCAGUCGUUGCGGUUGUUUGACCAUAACUCCACCGCACUGGUUAGUGCAGAUUGGUGAAGGGGUGCCGGAUCGGUUUCGAUAUCACUAUCCACUGAUGUUAGCCAUGGUUCAGGAAUCUAACUCCCCGGUAAACAUCCCAGCGUUGGAAUGUACAGUAUUUGGAACCUUUGGACCAAAGUUGGGCCAACGUUUUAUGUAUUCUGGGUCAGAUGCCCAUGUUCAGUGCUAAGCAACCACAUUGUUAAACUUUUUAGCCACAAUGACCCAUGUAAAUAUGUAGCACAAAUUUAGUCUCCUUUUUGCUUGUUCACAUUGAUAACAUUUUCUGAAAUUGUUGUUUCUGAGUUUUUACCGUGAGAGAGAUCGUUGGCUGAUAGCGUAUAGCACUUUCAGUCAAAGUGUCCGGUAUUUUGUUAUUUAUAACAGAAUAAUGUGUUUUAUGUGGCCAGCCCGAUUGAGAAAAUUACAGAAGGUAUGUUUGAAAGGAAAACAUGCAUUACGAAAUGUCUAUGAGUGCCGUACAUUGUUAGUUAAUUAUAAAGUGUUUUGCUCUAUCGUGAUUGGCUCCUGUGUACUUAUUGCUACGUCUAGUGUUUCUAAUCGCUUUAUAUUAAAACAAGGCCGUGAUUAUAAUGUAUAUAUUGGGGGGGAUAUAUUUUUAUAUUGGGGGGAACAUAUCCCCCCCAAUAUUCAAAUAUGCUCAAAAUGUCCCCCCCAAUAUAUUGAUAUGAAAAAUAUUGAAAAAAUAAUAAUUGCUAUGCUACGACAGGCAACCACGCACCGCCGUCCGAAAUUACCAUUAGCAAAUGUAAUCAUAAUCAUAACUAAACUUAACAAAUUGCCAUUAUUAUUACUACCGAUUCUAGUAUUACGGUGUACUGCAGUUCUGCGUGUGGUUUGUCCAAGUCGUGUUGCCGUAUCCCAGCAGCAGCCGUUGCUCGACUGCUGUGGGUAGGUGCAAUCAAUGUGAAACCCUGCCCUGUCUCUUCAUUUCAUUCCUUUCAAAUGUAUUAAAAAGUGGAAAACUAGAAUGUAAUAUGAGUGUUACGUAGGCUGUCUCACUGUCGAGUGGAAACAAAGUUUUUGGUGAAAACGGGCCGAUUUGCGAUUUACUAAUCAAUCAACCAUUUGAAAAGUUACUUGGAAAGUUAAUUAGCCACACAUUCACCCAGCGACCAACAGUGGCGCUCACGGGCGUAUUCAACUAACGUGAAUGUCUUUAUUACGUUAUAUUUGUCAGAAAGCCCACGUGAAGUCUGAGUAAAGUGUCAAUCCUUUAUGUUGCGCUGCAUGUGUUAUAUUUGUAGUAGCUUUCAUUUAUUGCUUAUGAUACAUAGCAUUAUUAGUGUUUCUUUGAUUAAAGUGCAAGCAGUUUUAUUACAGUCAGCUUUCAUUCAGAGUGAGUGUCAUCAUGAGCAAGAGGAAGGGUGGCAGAUUUCUUUCUGGGGGGGGGGUGCCCUAGACCCCCUGGAAGAUGUGCCCCCCCCCCCCCAAAUUUUUACCCCAUGGCUACGGCCUUGUAUCAAAACAAUGCACACGUUGGUCUUACUAUAUUACUGCAUUAGUCACCUGUGUAAUGUUUGUAAGCGUUUCCCAUCCACUUUAACAGCAGUGGCCCAUCACGCAGAUAAAGGACAAACUUUCCACGCAAAUCAGAGAUGGCUUAAAGCUCUCAUCAGGAGUUAAUUAUCACUACCCCACUGGGUUUGCCCGGCGGGGGCAUCUGGACAGGGCAGAUGGGCGCCUUGCCCUGGUCUUCACACCUCGUGUCUGAGUCUCCCUCAUCCCCUCGGCGUGAAGUGGCCGUGGCUGCCACAGCUGUUGCGUUGGGCGCCGCUCAGUCUGGGUUGGGAUUAAUCUGCGUGGAGUCUCCCAGGGGGGUGCCGGGACGAGACCACGAUCCCCGCCACCCCACAGCGGGGCUUGGGUGUCAAUGUUCGCUUUUGUGUGCAAACACCUACACACUAAUAUGGGCAGAGUAAUUGAGUAGACACUACGCCCCCUCCUUCCCAUGUAAAAAAAAAUCCCCACCACAUUAGCCAAGACUUCCUCAAAAAAAGGAAACAUGCAUUACACGACGUUUCGGGCAAUGGUCCUUUAUCAUAGCAUAGUUGUGUCUCCACAUUAAAAUUUAAGUAUCUUUACACAUCCCAUCAGCUACACGGCCUUCUUUCUGGGAGGGAAUUUUUUUCAGCAGCUUUGAUUCCGUGCAAGCAAACUCUGGACCGGCUUUGAUAUUCGUGUUAUCUCAGCAGCAGUUCGGCUCGCUUGCACCAAUGCUCAUCAGCUGUUUAGAGGUAAAGACCGUCGCAAAACCAUACGCUUAUUUAGUUAGGCGUACGAUAAGCCCUUUCACCUAGGACACAUGCUUAUUUUGUGACAAAGAGUCGUCGGGGUUGAGCCGGCCCGUCAUCCCACCGGGGUCGAUACACAUGAAAAUCGCUUUGUGAAACGUCAUCCGUGGUUGGAUGGACUGGCCUCUGCCAUAGGAAUGCGGAAUUUCCUCCUGUUAAGAUACGCAGGGCCGUUAGCGUGCGAACACGAUUGAAUGAGGCGUGACCUGGUGAGGUGGGUGAACACCAGCAAUGAAGAAACAAAGGCGGUCGGGUGUGGUAAUAAUUCCGGACAUUAUUCGCUUGCUCUCGGAAGAGAGAAGACUUAAGAGGCGGGAAGAGGAUCCGACAGGUAGACAGCAACCAUGCGGUCGGCCGGCACCAAGAAUAUUGCCCAAGCUCGGCCGUCCUCUUCAACAUGAAGGUGUUAUCGGCCAAUUAACGAUGUUGGUACACUCGAAGAAAACCCCCACGCGUGCAAGGGGGCAACACUCUAUCCCAAUACAGGCCACGUGCAUGGUCACCACCACCACUCCCCCAAACGUGCGACAGCAG